CGUUCUUCUGCUAUCCUCUCCUCCCCCUCCAUCCCCCUCUACACCCCCACUCUGUCCAACAUGUCCUCCCCUUCCUCCCCGAUCGCCCCUGUCCUUCCCGUCCUUCCCCUCACCGCACCUCCCUCACCUUCCCCCACUCUCCCACGCCACACCUGCUCCUAAACUUUCAACUCGGAAUUUACCGAAAAUAAUUUGUCGCUAUUGAUGAAACAACACAAUUUGGACUCUCUUUUUUAAUCCUUUUACUAAAACAACACUCACGAGAGGUCGCCGAUCCAUGGAUAAACGUGGCAUUCAAUCCUAUUUUUGUCAUGGAGAUCAUCCAGUAUUUUCCAGAGGUUGGCCAACUUGACCGCUGUUCAAAUGUUUUCCGUUAGCGCGUAGCCCGUUGGUGUUUUGACUGAAUUCGAUUCGAAACCUUUGUCCUUUGUCGUGGGUGAUUUGUGAUUGUGAGACCCUCGGUACUUGUCCAAUCGAGGUGAGGUGGAAUUAUGGAUUUACAUUGCAAUGUCCAAGCGUGCCGCAAGCCUCUGACUGGAACCCUGUGGGUUACAAGCUGUUCCCAUUCGUUCUGUGAGGAGCAUGCUAGCACACUAACUCUCAAAAACAUUAAGUGUCCAGCCUGCAACACAGCUCUGGGAAAACGUUUUGAUGUCAUACGUCAAAACUCUAACCCUGCUGAAGACUACAGAGCGAUGCUCCUGGUUGGACUUCGUCCCGAAAUUGUUUUGGACAUGGCUAUGCGUGCAGUGUCAUUCUGGAACUACCAAGUUGAACACGAGCUUAAAUUCCAAUUGACUUCUGCCAAACGCUCCAGAGAAAUUGCGGAGAAGUCUAAAACCACUAAUAUGUCAUUGAUGAAACAGAUAGCCUCAACAAAGAAAACUUCUGAUUGUAACGAAAGACUUGUGGGAGACUUAAAAAGUACAAUAAGACAAUUAAAGGAACAGAUCACCUAUAAAGAUCGGCAGCUCAAAAAAGUUCAACAUCUAUUUGACUCAUUCAAAAGCAAAACAAGUUUUUUGCCCCAAGAAGUUGAAAACACCAGUGAUAAUGAUUCCUUUGAUCCAAAGCAUAAUGAAUUUCAUGAAAAGAAUGCACCUAAGAAAACAGAUUUUGUGUUUGAGCCACGCUUUGCACCACAGUGAAAGGAGUGCCUGCAGGAAGAGGACUGGCCUGUGGAUGCUUAUUUGGAGAUUACCUUUUCUUUUUCAAUUUUAUUUCACAUGGAGCUGUGGUAAAACUAAGAUCAUUUGUAUAUUGUAAUUGUAUGUACUUGCCAUCAUUUUUUUUCUCAAAUCAUUUCAUUAACAGAAUGUGAAAGCUCUCACACUACAGAUUUAAGUUUGUGAUAAAUAUAAAAGUAAAAAAACAUAAAAAUAA
Thrips palmi is the source of this 1383-nucleotide messenger RNA. RefSeq names its product E3 ubiquitin-protein ligase CCNB1IP1-like. Gene Ontology annotation, cellular component: synaptonemal complex. The transcript is spliced from 5 exons. Lineage: Eukaryota; Metazoa; Arthropoda; Insecta; Thysanoptera; Thripidae. The record is from RefSeq and is a predicted model, not a curated record. Gene Ontology annotation, biological process: reciprocal meiotic recombination. The coding region runs from base 492 to 1148 and encodes 218 amino acids. Gene Ontology annotation, molecular function: ubiquitin protein ligase activity.